This is a messenger RNA of Caenorhabditis remanei, 2949 nucleotides long. RefSeq lists its product as uncharacterized. The record is from RefSeq and is a predicted model, not a curated record. The transcript has 9 exons. Lineage: Eukaryota; Metazoa; Nematoda; Chromadorea; Rhabditida; Rhabditidae. Gene Ontology annotation, molecular function: DNA-binding transcription factor activity, RNA polymerase II-specific; protein dimerization activity; RNA polymerase II cis-regulatory region sequence-specific DNA binding. Gene Ontology annotation, biological process: regulation of transcription by RNA polymerase II. Gene Ontology annotation, cellular component: nucleus. The coding region runs from base 1 to 2949 and encodes 982 amino acids.
AUGUCACGGGGUCAAAUAAUCCACAGUGGGCACUUUAUGUGCUCGAAUUUACACGACGACCUCGUGCCGGAUGAAGACGAAGAAGACGUCGAAGUAGACGUUGUGGAGGAUGACGAGAAAUCGACGGAACCCCAAUCAUUGGCGAAUAAAAAUAAAGUUUUAGACGAGAAACCCGUCACAUUUUACAAGUUUGGAGUCGGAAAAACACAAUCCAUCGCUAUUGAUGUGUCGUUGAAUAAGCUGAACAAGUGUAUCAAAGUCGCCUAUAAUAAAAUGACGACACCGAAAUGGAAAGAUUUCAAAGGUUUACGACUACAUUGGAAGCAGAGAGUUCGGUUGAAUAAUGUGAUUUGGAGAGCAUAUUAUAUUGAGUUCCGAAAAAAGCAGCCGGUGAAACCGAAGAAGCCGUUCUGCUACUUCGCAGUGCCCGAUGACGAUACAACACAUCAGAAGAUCGAGGGAUCGAUUGUAGAAGGAAUGUAUUGGAAGAGGAAAAUGGAAGGAGUGUGUGCACAAUAUAAACGAUGGAGAAUUCGAUCGAAACAUAGUAUUCAUCCGGAGAAAGGAGGAAUGGUAUCGACGUGUUCAUCGACAAGUGUUAGCAGUAUGAGUGGAAAGAGGAAACGAAAACAACCAGCACAAAAAGAGCGAAUCGACACUCAUCUGGCACAUGUCAACGAGCCGCCCGUCAAACUUCAACGAAGUCAAACGCCGAAACACACGAUUUCGGAUGAGUUCGCGUGGCAUUUGGAUGAAUUGGAGAAUGAAUUCGGCGAUGUGUUCACUGAUGACUUUUUGGAUUCUUUGAAUGAGCCGUAUCUGUUUCCUGAUUCUAGAGAUGUUUACGGUGGAAACAACGCUGACAUCAUCCAACCGGGUCUUCUACCCCUCCAACCAACGAUCGAAGACAUCAUGAUGUCGCUCAACGAUUUCCCCGAAUCGCCGCCGUUUCCAGGCGAUCGGGAUACAAUGAGAACACCGAUAGACCAUGAACGACCGUCGACGUCUUCUAACCAACCACCUCCUCAGAUGAGACGAUCCGCUUCGUCGUCAGCGUCACUCCAUCAGAUGCAAGUCAUUCAACAACAACAACAACAACAACAACCGCCACAGUCAAUCGCCCAACCAUCCCAACAAAUUCAAAUUCAACAACCCGUCGCCCGAAACCCCACUCAAGAUUUCAUGGCUCACUCGAUUAUGAUGGAUUAUCGAUUGAUGCCCACUCGACAGUCCUCAGCAAUCACUUCUCAAAUGCUCAUGCUCAGCCAAUCCGCUUCCACGUCAUCAUCCCAACCACAGUAUGCCACGUCGACACAUUACAAUACGAACAACGCGUUUCUGCCUGUCAGAAAUGUCAUGUCGACGCAACAUCAUAAUUUGGCUCAUGCUCAACACUGGAAUAAACAGCAACAGCAGAAUUUUUUGGCAUCCUUCCCGCAUCAAUCUCACGUCGAACGAAUCCUCAACAAUCAGGCGCCACUCCCCACUCGCUCAACCCAACUCCUCCCACAAAACGAUCCCUACAUGCCCCAAUUCCUUCAAUCCGCUCAACCGACACCCCAACCCACUCCUACACACGAUCAAAUGAUGGCUCCAUCACGGUCGUGGUGGCUGGAUAGUCCACUAACUGCCAGUGUACAAUCCCCGUUAUCCGUAGCCACUCCGUUACCUCUAGCCAAUCAGAACGGUCCGCAGACACCAUUGGGACAGUUGAUGAUUGGAGGGGAGAAUGGGUUUAACGGAUUGCUGGGCGGAGGGAAUAGUGGAUUUAAAAUGAGUGGAGGAAACAACGGAAUACCGACACUCUCGCAGAGAUUAGAGCAACCGCCCAUCUCAACGACAAACUCGAUUUUUGGGAAUGUUGAUAACAAAUCGCAAAACAACAAGAUCUUAGCCUCGUUGACAUCUCAGAACACCCCAACACCCUCUCCAAUCGACUUUUCUAGUUUGUCACGUCUUCGGACGACUUCUCUAAAUGAGACGUGGAAAAUGAGUCCGGUUGCCGAGCAAUCCCCUACCUACCAGGCGCUCGCCGCAUCAGUCACCACGAAACCAUCAGUAUUGAGUAGCCCAGCGAAUUCUGAUAUUCUGGUGGCACCGGCUAGUGUGCCGGCGGCUGCUACGCUUCCAAAAAUCAUUCCGCCGAGGAGUAGACAGAAAUCGGAGAGAGAGGCACAACCAUCGGUGAUCGAUCGACAACAAUCGUGUGAUGUCAAUUUGUUAAAUGGAAGGAAGAAUGAGGAUACGGUGGUGAAGAAGGAAGAGAUUCCUUCUAGACAAUCCAGCAUAUCCACCGAUCUCCGCGAGGUGACAAAAGAGGAACCACUCCCAAUGAGUGCGCCAUCCAGUGUGAAAUCAAUGAGACGUCAGGCACCAGAUUCCACGUUGCAUCCAGAAGAACGCAAACGAAUUCUCCAUUUACACGCCGAGCAGAACAGGCGGAGUGCGUUGAAAGACGGAUUCGAUCAGCUGAUGGAUAUUAUUCCGGAUUUAUACUCGGGCGGUGUGAAACCAACGAACGCUGUCGUCCUCGCAAAAGCCGCCGAUCAUAUUCGACGUCUUCAAAAUGAGAAAUCGGAUAAAGCGGAUAAAAUCAAGGAGGCGAAGGCGAAGAUUGAGAAGUUGAAUCAGCGGAUAUCAUCAAUCCAAACGAAUCUUCCCCAAUCGAGCGCUCCCUCGACGUCGACUCAAAUCGAUUCGAAAACGUCUCUCGAGACAUUUUUCGAUCGAUAUAUGAAGGAAGGAGCGAAGAAGGAUUGGCGUUUCUGGGUGAUGUCUCAAAUGCUGAAACCCAUCUGUGUCACACAAUCCAACUCGUUCGCCGCCACUGUCGCCGGUGACUCGUCGUCACGGAAUGAAGUCGCAGCGUCGUGUUCCGAUUGGAUUAAUAAGAAUUGGAAGGCGACCGAGUUGAGACCGUUGGCUAGCACGUUGUUGGUGAGUUUUUGA